AUUUUUAACAGUUGCAAUUUUGAUUAUAAAUGUUAGUACAAAUGUUUCUUUUAAAAAAUAUUUUUACUUUUGAGACUUUCGUCAUUGCCCAAUUAUGGAUUACAGGUACGAAACCUUCCCUCCCUCCAUCCUGGCCCGUCACUCUUUUAACUUGAAUUUGAGUGGCAUGCCUUGGAAAAUUGUGCAACAAGGUUAUUCAAAAAACAUUACAUUAUAAUGCUUUCAAUUACAGCUUGUGAUGAAGAGAUUAAAAGGGGUACUGUUUGUGAACAUAGAACUUUGAGUCUCAAAUGUCCCCUGGAAACUGUGAUUGAAGUUUCCUCAGCAAACUACGGACGUCUUUCAAAACAUAUUUGCCAUUCUGCAACCUCGCAUCGUACAACUACGUGCAGAGCAUCCUCCUCGCUAAACAAAGUUAGAUCAAGUUGCAAUGGAAAACAGUCUUGCAAAAUUUCAGCAUCAAAUAGAGUAUUCGGUGACCCCUGCGUUGGUAUCUUUAAGUAUUUGGAAGUCAAUUUCAUAUGCAGAAGAAUACGCCCGCAAGAUAUUGCAUGUGAACACAAAACAUUCAACGCUCAAUGUCCACGUGGCACUAUGAUCCGAAUAACUUACGCUAACUAUGGCCGCCUUUCCAAAAAUAUCUGUCCUGGAGGAAACUCCCACAGUACAACAACAUGCAGGGCAAGGUCAUCUUUGGCUAAAGUUAGUGCUGCUUGUAAUGGUAAGAGGUCAUGCAGCAUCGGCGCAUCUAACAGAGUGUUCGGUGAUCCUUGUCAUGGUGUUUACAAAUAUUUAUCUGUGCACCAUUCCUGUCUGAAAAUACAUGAAGGAGAAGCUUGUGAACACAAACGUGUAUCUUUAAGAUGCCCUGCAGGCUUGAAGAUUAAAGUUACAUAUGCAAUGUACGGGCGUCUUUCAAAAUUUAAAUGUCCUAGUUCAACAUCACACCGUACUACCACAUGCAGAGCCUCUUCUUCUCUUCGUAAAGUAGCACACGCAUGUAAUGGAAAGCGUUCAUGCUCUAUCGCUGCUUCUAAUGGAAUCUUUGGUGAUCCCUGCUGGGGAAUAUUUAAGUAUUUAAGCGUUCAACACAUAUGUGUCUGAGCUUGCACUGAUUCCAUUUUUGUCCUCAUCGGGAUCUGGCACAUUUUUAAAUAAAACGUUACAAAACUUAUAUCAUGCAGUGGCAAAGGCAAUUUUUGGUGACACACAUGUUUUUAUAAUUAAUAAAGCACCCAAAUUAAUAAAUAAAUGCAUGUGUUUUGAUUUUAUCCUCCUCUUUUGGGCACGCUCAUAACUCAGCAACCUUAUCUUAUAUACUAUAAUUAAUUUUCUCAUUAUCUUAGUAGAGUAGACGGCUCCUAUCAUUCCCGAAUUAGUUACAAUUUUAAGAAGGAGCCCAUAGGGCUUUAAAUAUUUCUGCAGCGCAUCAACAAGGAACCUUACACUAAAUUACGUAAAAAAGGCGAAUAAAAAACUAUUUGAUAGCAUCCAUAAAGUAAAU
Molecule: messenger RNA, 1504 nt
Organism: Hydractinia symbiolongicarpus
Lineage: Eukaryota; Metazoa; Cnidaria; Hydrozoa; Anthoathecata; Hydractiniidae
Product: L-rhamnose-binding lectin CSL3-like
Exons: 3
Coding region: 217-1104 (295 amino acids)
Molecular function (GO): carbohydrate binding
Source: RefSeq, a predicted model, not a curated record